This is a messenger RNA of Xiphophorus couchianus (Monterrey platyfish), 2703 nucleotides long. RefSeq lists its product as uncharacterized. The record is from RefSeq and is a predicted model, not a curated record. Bases 422 to 1690 code for a protein of 422 amino acids. Lineage: Eukaryota; Metazoa; Chordata; Actinopteri; Cyprinodontiformes; Poeciliidae. The transcript is spliced from 3 exons.
GGCUCAAAGCUGAAUCGCAGCCAACCUCCAUCAUGAACAUCCAUUCAUCAUUGUGACAUGUUACGGUUUAUCUUCUCUUUUGCAUUUUGUUCUUUCAUGAGGCGUCACUGUCCCCAUGAAAGAAACAUGUGGUUUUGAUUUACUCUUUCUGCAUGGAGUAAGGUGAACUAUUCACCUUACUACUAUAAAAACAGGGCCACCAUGCAGAGAUGAUAAAAGUGUGGUUGAGACAAACUCAUGGAGUGACUAUUGAAACAGUUUCCAGAAUGUUUUUGUAGGACUGUGAGUGUUCAUAAGAGGUGGAGCUUUGGGCUGGGGGAAGCAAAGUAAUGAGCAUAGCUGUCACUUCAUUUAGCAGAAGUCCGGGAAGCGACUCAGCGUUCGCAAGCAGCAAGAGAACCUGAGAGUAAAACUUCAAUAGAUGAAGAGCAGCAUGGACAUUCCCAUGUUUAGUCGUAAGCGGCAUCUGAUAUUUGGAUGUAAUGAUCAGCUUCCACUCUGUAGGAGAAAAUGCCUGAUGGACUGGUCAGACUCAGCUGAACAUUCAGACAGACUGAUGACAAGCAGUACUUCCACUUGGUUGUUCGACACGUGUGUGAACAGGUGGAAGAUCAGUCACAAGAACACAUUGGAGCUAUUGGAGCUGACGCGUCUCUGGGCCGACACAGAAAGUUCUGUGCAGAAAGUUUUAGAGUGUCUCAAAACCAAACGGGGCGACGUCUUCCUAGACCACUUGGUGAACAGCAAGUUUCUAGCCUUUCACAGAGACAUCACGGAUGAAUAUGGCAGGGAAGACAAGCAGCACUCCUGGGCGGUCAUCGAAAAACAGGAAGAGGUCAUCAUGUAUGGGCCUUAUUAUCCUAACUACAACAGUGGAGAACACAGCGAGGACAUCAUCAUUACACAAACUCAAGAGCUUCUGGAGGCAGAGGACUUCCCUCAAGGCUGGACAGUGUAUAUUUUCACCAUGAACAGUCCUUGUUUGGCAAGAAAUUCGGACCCAUGCAUGCUAAACCUCGUUCAUAGGGCCCGAGACUGGUGGAGCAUGUUUGCAGUUAAGACUUAUAUAGGCUAUGUGAGAAGUUGGGGCUUUAAAGGAAACAAAGAAAAUGUUUUUAAGGAACUCAAUUACAGACAAGUGGAAAUGAUAACUCAAAGUGUGGACUAUGGGAGCUACGUUGAAUCAAUUGAUAAGAUCGAUGAUCUCAGUCCUCUGUGUGAAACUGUGUUUAUUGUUGCUAAGGACUUACUGAAAGGUGAGAAGCUCAACAUUCCUUUGAUAACCACAGAAGAAAAACAGGAACAUAAGAGUUACUUCAAAAAUAUGAACAGUAUACUUGAGUCCAAACAGGAAGAGGAGAAAAAACUCCUUCUAAAGGAGCUGAAUGCACUUGAGGAAGCAGCAGAGCCCUUGCUUUUAGGUGAAAAUCAAGGCUUAGAGGACCAUUUGGAGAAAGGAAAGGUGUUUUCACUCAGUUACAAUUUCAGCUCAGAGGUAUGUGAAGGCCUCCAGGAAGAAAUGAGAGUCAGGUUUCAACAGUGCUGGAGGGAGACAGUACAGGACAGGUGUGCGGAGUUUGUCAGAGAAAAGCUGACUGAUGAGUUUAAUCAACUCACUGUUCGGCUUUUUGUUGAGGACUUUCACAGGCUUACACAAGCAUAUUUGCAAAUCGGAAAAUUGAAGUUUUAAAAUUCUUAGUAAAACUGAGUGUUUGGAAAGAUUAUGGGAAUAGUAGUGCUAGGAAUCCUUGUCACGCAUUGAAAACUAUCAAAAAUCUCACCCGUCACUUAAAGUACGUCAAAAUGCUUUCUUUUUAUUACAUUUGCUUACAAUAUAUCACAAAUAACAGAGUACAUGAUUAUAGUGGAGUGAUGUUUUUACAAAAGCUUGUACAUUUCUCAUUCUUGUAAUUACUUAAGGUAGUAUCCCACAUUUACACCGGUUACCUCUCGCUAGCAGCAGAUUAGAAAGCAUUGCAAAUAUUCUGUACAGUUUACCCAUCAAUAACCAUAUUAUACAGGACGUGAAUUUUAAUGUAGGUUCCCACAAACCUUUCAAAGGCCCCAUGUGCUACUGGCUAGAAGAUGCAGAUCUGAUCCUAAGCCAGCAGAGGGAGCAAUGUGCCUGCUGUCACGCUCUCAUUCAGAAUAAUCACCAUUUACGCUGGUUAGGUAGUUUGUCUUUAUAACUUUUUCAGACGUGACGUGCAAUUAAGGAAUCACAGCCAAUGAGCCACGACGGAGGAGUUCUUGUUACACUAAACUGUAGAUCACUUUCGCUGAGGUAAUACUUCAGGUGAGGAGUGACGGAUGAGACAGACUAGGAGGAAUUUACAGGAAUAGUUUGUAUUCAUUUAUUUUGCAGCAGAGUUUUGCUGAGUGUUUCACAAUUCCUAGCUGAUUUUUUUCCUUUUAAAAGACUUUUAGGUCUUCUUGGAUGCUGUGCAUCUUAAAGAAUUUUUACUGUUACUUCUUCACUUAUAAACAAUUAUUAUGAUGCACAACCGUAGCAAACGUUUUCCUGGUAGAUGAGCCAGGGUUCCUUCUCUCUUGAAAAGACUUAAAAACUGUGAAGUUUGCUUUUAUAAUUUCCAAGGACUGGCUGUGAAAUCAAAUAGAGUAAGGAAUACAUUUGUUUUUUCAGACUUUUUUUUUGUUUCAUACUAUAAAGAAUAAAAAUCUGUUAAUGCUUAACAAAUGCAA